Diospyros lotus (date-plum) is the source of this 2281-nucleotide messenger RNA. RefSeq names its product DEAD-box ATP-dependent RNA helicase 16. Lineage: Eukaryota; Viridiplantae; Streptophyta; Magnoliopsida; Ericales; Ebenaceae. The coding region runs from base 83 to 1894 and encodes 603 amino acids. The record is from RefSeq and is a predicted model, not a curated record. Gene Ontology annotation, molecular function: nucleic acid binding; RNA helicase activity; ATP binding. Gene Ontology annotation, cellular component: nucleolus. The transcript has 15 exons.
CUCUCUCUCUCACUCUCUGUAGCCCUAAAACUACCGCUCUCCCCGCCAUUCUCUCCUCACUCCCUCUUCUUGCAGUCCUCCCAUGGCGAAAGCAUCGGAGAAGCCUCCUCACGAGAACGCAGCUCAGCCAAAGGAUGAUGAAGAACUGAAAGAAGACCAGACCUUCGAAGACCUUGGUCUGGAUCCUCGUUUGAUUCGUGCCCUAACCAAGAAAUCCAUUCACGUUCCCACUCCUAUCCAGCGCGUCGCUAUUCCUCUAAUCCUUGAAGGCAAGGAUGUGGUUGCCCGGGCGAAGACCGGUUCCGGGAAGACAUACGCUUACGCCCUUCCGUUGCUUCAGAAGUUGUUCUCUGAUUCUGGUUUGAGCAUGAAGCUUGCUCCCACUGCCAUCAUUCUCGUCCCCACGCGAGAAUUAUGUCAACAGGUUUAUGCGGAGGUUGUGUCGCUGAUCGAGUUAUGUAGAGUGCAAUUGAAAGUAGUACAGCUGACUAGCACCAUGUCCGGUUCUGACUUGAGAACUGCUUUGGCUGGACCUCCUGAUAUUCUGGUUUCUACACCAGCUUGCAUACAAACAUGCUUUUCGAAAGGCGUACUCCAUCCUACAUCUGUUCAAGAUUCGCUUUCAAUGCUUGUUCUCGAUGAGGCAGACCUCCUUCUAUCAUAUGGGUAUGAAGAUGACCUCAGAGCUCUUACGGCUCAUAUUCCUAGGCGUUGUCAAUGUCUUCUCAUGUCUGCUACCUCAAGUGCUGAUGUUGAGAAACUCAAAAAGCUUAUCCUGCACAAUCCCUAUAUCUUAACAUUGCCAGAAGUGGGAGAUUCUAAAGAUGAAAUAGUUCCUAAAAAUGUUCAGCAGUUUUGGAUUUCAUGCAGUUCUCAAGAUAAGCUUGUCUACAUCCUUGCCCUCUUGAAGUUGGAGCUGGUCCAGAAAAGAGUGCUGAUAUUUACUAACACAAUUGAUAUGAGUUUCAGAAUGAAACUCUUCUUGGAACAGUUUGGAAUAAAAUCUGCUGUUUUAAAUGCUGAGUUACCACAGAAUUCACGUCUACAUAUCCUUGAGGAAUUCAAUGCUGGACUUUUUGACUAUUUGAUAGCAACUGAUAACAGCCAAGAAAAAGGGAAGGAACAAGCUGAAGAUGAGAGCCAUGUUGAGAGAAAAAGAUCUAAGAAGCGUGCCAAGCAGAAAUUGGACUCUGAGUUUGGUGUGGUGAGAGGAAUUGAUUUCAAGAAUGUGCACACGGUUAUAAAUUUUGAUAUGCCUCAAAAUGCUGCUGGAUAUGUUCACCGAAUUGGACGUACUGGAAGAGCCUAUAAUACUGGUGCAUCUGUCUCCCUAGUUUCUUCAGAUGAGAUGGAAAUAUUUGAAGAAAUUAAAUCUGUUUUAGGAGAAGAUGAAGAAAAGGACUCAAAUUUUAUUGCACCAUUUCCUUUGCUUACUAAAAAUGCAGUGGAGUCUUUGCGAUAUAGAGCUGAGGAUGUUGCAAGGAGUGUGACAAAAAUUGCUGUGAGAGAAUCACGGGCUCAGGAUCUGAGAAAUGAAAUUCUUAAUUCUGAAAAGUUGAAAGCUCAUUUUCAGGAUAAUCCAAGGGACUUGGAUCUUCUGAAACAUGACAAGAUCCUAAGCAAGAAGGAUCCCGCUCCUCACCUACGUGAUGUUCCCGAGUACCUCUUGGACCCAACUACGCAGGAAGCAAGCAAGAUUGUUAAACUUGCUAGGGCUGCCAUGGGAAAAGACAUCUCUGCUCAUCACAGGGGAUUGAAGGGGAAAUUCAGAAAAAGUAAAGAUCCUCUCAAAGCCUUCUCUUCUGAGGGACGGAGAAGAGCAUUCAAAGGCGGAAAAAGGGAGGGAAAGGGGAAUGAUGAUAACAGUAGAAACAAAAGGAAAAAGUCUGCAUGAUAUGUUGUCCUGUUUAUUCAUUGAUAUUCUCGUCAAUAAAUUAAUCUCAAUUUUGUAGCAACUAGUAUCUAAUAGGAAUCAGUGUUUGAUUCUGGCGAAUACAUGUUCCCUUGUGAAGGAGAAACGUAGGAAUGUUGUGUAGUUUGGGGUCCUGGGCCCCCCAAUUUUGGCUGGAGUUCUCUUUCAUGCCUAUAGGGUAGUUUUGCAUUAGAGGAAACUUGUAGGCCCAAAACCUCGUGGGUAGGUAAUGUCUUGGGAAAAUUUGAAAGUUGUUGAAUGGGUAAGAUCGAUUUGUUCUUCCCUGUGGUUGCAUGGGCACCAUCCUGGUAAUUCAGUUUUACGGCUGUUCAUUGUAUAAUGGACUUAAUAUUGAGGUGAUUAUGUUGU